UGAAUUGUAUCCUGAAGCAGUAGUGUCAAUGGUCUUACUAUCUGAAAAUCUGUUUUUCUGAGAUCAAGAACUGAAAAUUGAAUUAUUGGUUUUGGAAUUUGAGGCUUCUUUUGACGUGGGAUCUAUAAACAGUCUCUCUACGUCCUAAUCUCCCAAGACCCCACUUAUGGGAUUACACUGUGUAUAUUGUUGUUGUUGGAAUUUGAGGAUGUUGUUUUGUUACAAAAUCUUUGUUUUAGUUGUUCUUGAGUUAUUUUUACUUGAAUACAAGUGUGAAUGUUCCUACUGUUUAAAAUUCUGUUUUUUUUUUCUGAGAUCAAGAAGUGACAAUUGAAUUCUGGGAUUCUUUCUCUUUACCCUCAUUUAUGUUUUUUUGUUGUGUCUUUAAAGAUUUGAUUUUUUGAAAGAAAGUGACUUCAAUUUGUGAAGGUUCCUAUUAUAAUUGGAUUUUAGGCUUGUAUGAUUUGUCUUCCGAUCUAUGUUGCUCGAAUUCAAAAAUGUUGACAGUUGUAUGUCAGAUCAUCCAUAACCAGCAAUUUUGGAGAGUCUGAGCAACAUAGCUUUCAAUUGUUGAUUGAUACGAUUUUAGACUAUUUAUCUAAUGUUUUGCUUUUAGAUAUCGUUGGUAUAUGGAGUCUGAAAAUGGGGUUCCAGUAGAGGUGGAAAAGAUUGUUGUGGCUGAGGAAGAAAAUGUGGAUUUAAAGGCCGAUGAGACGCCAAAUUCAUCUGUAGCCAAAACUGAAUUGUCUGAGGAGGAUGUUCCGAAAAGUAAAGCAUCAAAUCAACAUAAGGUAUCAGUUGUUGGUAUUAAAAAGAACAAUAAAAUGGCUAAGGAUCAAGCCAGUUCAACAAGCUCGUCUGCAUUAGCUCGUUCGAAAAAGGGAAGUAUGGCGAAAAGUCUUUCAUUCCCUACAAGAGGUGCCAAUGCAGACAUGACAAGGAAGAGCAUCGAUGCUUGUACAAAGAAAGCGGAUUUUAAACCUUGGAUACCAAAUGGUGUGACACAUGAGGCUUCUCAUUCGAAUGGGACAGCUUCUCGUUUAAAUACGGCUACUAAGAGUGCAUCUGCUGGAAUUGUGAAGUGUUCAAGUCCAAAUGGAGGUGCUACAACAAGCAGAAGGACAACUACAGGAUCUGUCCCGAGUCUUCGUCAAUCGCUGUCUGGGAAGUCUGUUUCAGCCGGUAAAAUUGCAAAGAAAGCUACUUCUGAAGGAUUAAACGAUGAAAAGACAACACCUACUAAAGCUACAUCACCUCUUAAAGACGAUGAGGAUGCUCGUUCUGCUACUUCCUCCAAUGCAACUCGUACCAGUGCUGGAUUUUCCUUUAGAUUGGAAGAACGUGCUGAAAAGCGAAAAGAGUUCUUGGCAAAGGUGGAAGAGAGGAUACAGGCCCGCGAAGAGGAAAAGAGUGACUUGCUAGCAAAAUCUAAGGAAAACCAAGAGGCAGAGGUAAAGCAAUUUAGGAAGAGCUUGACAUUUAAAGCUACACCGAUGCCUUGCUUCUACAAGGAGCCCCCUCCUAAAGUUGAACUGAAGAAGAUACCAACAACACGCGCAAUAUCUCCUAAGCUUGGAAGAAAUAAGAACUCCAUAUCCACGACUAAUAGCUCCGAAAGUGGAGGGUCAUGUUUCAGUCCAAAAGUGAUCAAGGAACAGCAUAAGUCACCCGUAGCCAAUAAAUCUAACAUUUCAUCUAAAGGGAAGCCAGUUAAGAAUUCACAGACAACCGCUCAAUCUCCAAAAACCUCAAUCAGUAAGGCUAAACCUGCUGAAACAAAAUCAAGACUUGCUGAAGCAAAGGUUUCUGAUGAGAAAACAGAACAAAAUGAAAUUCAACCUGAGUCUGAAAUGAAUUGUGUAGAAGACAAUGUGGCACACCUGUCAAAUCCGGUCAUCGUGCAAGCUGAAGUCAGUGUUGAAGGUUAAUGAACUUACUGAAGUUGUCUUGUUCUGCAUUUAUUUAUUUAUUUAUUUAUAGGCCUUUUUUUGUUCUGUGAACGCGUUUUUUGUUUCUUCGUUGAGUUGUGCAUAUGGUGUUUAUGUUGCUGUUACAAGUUGUACAUGUUGGUUAUGAUUCUCAGCUUCUUCAUUCUUUUCGAAUAUUUCAGUACCAUGGUGUAAUCAUUCUUGAGAAAUUUUGUGAUCUGUUAGUUGUG
Messenger RNA from Solanum dulcamara, 2158 nucleotides. RefSeq names its product protein WVD2-like 4. Gene Ontology annotation, molecular function: microtubule binding. Bases 630 to 1928 code for a protein of 432 amino acids. The record is from RefSeq and is a predicted model, not a curated record. NCBI's taxonomy places the organism in Eukaryota, Viridiplantae, Streptophyta, Magnoliopsida, Solanales, Solanaceae. The transcript is spliced from 7 exons.